ACAGCGGAAGUGGGAUCCAUGUUGGAGUAGUCGGCUCGCACAGGGAACUUGCUACUCUUUGGGCGUAAACUGCAGUGUCCUUAGUGGGGCUUCGUUGCGGCCAUGGGUCAGGCACGUUUGAAGACUUUUUUGGGCGUUUUCAUCGUCUUAGACAUGGCGGUGGCACAAGUGGCGCCACCUAGCAACGUGACGCUGCACUGCGGCAACCUGCAGAACAAAUUGGUUUGGAGCUACGACCACCCGCCUCCAGGACUCCGAUACAGGGUGGAUGUCGGCCAGAUGUCGGACACAAAUGGAGCGAUCGAUCCACUGUGGGUGGAACCUCCCAACCUCCAAGCUGACGUGUCCUUUCUCUCGGACCCAAGCAAUGAUUACCUCUUGACUGUGACCGCCGUCCUCGGGGAGGACCAGUCCGAUCCCGCCCCAGCCGACGGCAUCAUCUUCAGCUACUACAUGGACUCACCGGCGACCCAACGAUGUUCUCUGGACCUUCCACCUGUGACCGUGUUGGAACAACAGGACCACACCAUCCUGCUCAGCUUUGAGCAUCCGUGGCUCUUUUACCACCAGAGACUUCCUCCCGCUUUGCGCUCCAGAAGCAGAAGAAAGAGGAGACACGAGCAGCCCGACAACCCUCUUCCUGUCUUCAAAUACGACGUCACCGUCAACGAGAAGCAGUUUGCCGACCUGAGCUGCUCGCUGCAAGUAUGCGAGCGGAAGCUUCCUGUGGACGUCGCCCAGCAGAAGCACUGUGUGACCAUCAUGGGGGAGCUGGAGAAAAUUAGCGUUCAUGGGACGCAGGACUACUGCGCCCAUCCUGUGGCGGGAAACAAUGUAGUGGUUGUGUCUGUGUUGGUGUCCCUGCUGGUCCUGGCUGGAGUUUCUAUCCUCCUCUUCAUGUACUUCAGAAAACGCACCAAAGCCACAUUCCCUCCACCAACCUCCCUGGAUUUCACAGACACCCCCCACUCACCAUGCACCAUGAGGCUUGUCCAGGAUACGCCUGAUGUGCCCGAGACGGGGUUCUCCUCGACCUCUGUGCAGGAUGAAACACCGCCUGACAACCCCAUUGCCGAGCAACAUAGCCUCCAUCGCGAGGAGGGUGAUGGAGAUGCUGCGGCGGCGGAGGAGGAGGAGGAACAGGAGCAGGAACAGGGUGGUUACAUGGGCGGGGACAUCUUGGAGGAAGACGUGGAAGAGUCGGAGAGCGCUUACGAGCAACGAUGACACAUGCGGCCUGAAGAAGAAACCACAAAGUGCGACUGGCUGGAGUGUAACCGUCGUAGGUAAAAUGUUUAGCAUUACUCUAUCCUAAUUUACAACAGGAACAUCCUGCUCUCCUUUGCUUUAAAUAGAUCGAAAUAGUUACUGUUUUGUGUGUUAAGCCUGUCAAAUUUCCUUUUAUUUGCUCAAAUUAUUUUUUUUGCCCACACCGUGGUUUGAUGUGGGAACAAAUAUUGAGCAAAAACAGAGAAAGAAUGGACGGGCAUAGCCGAGGACUGCUAUUUGAGGGGCUUGUGUCAUCAUGACCGUGACUGAAAAUGAGAAUGGAUGUACAGUAAUUAGCAUUAGCAACGCGCUAGCUCGCCAACGGUUAAGAGCUUCAGCACAUCACUAAAAACAUUAUAGCGAUCCACUCAAACGUAUUUAUUAUGUAUAUAGUGUGAAACUAAGACAGGAGCAACAUGAAAUGAAAAGCACUAAUUGAAUACAGACCCACUUUCCACCAGUACCGGCCUGGACUGUUCAAUAUCGGCAUUAGCACGAUUAGUAAGGUCGUCAAAUGUUCCCUCUAUGCCUUCCCCGCAUACUAGCAGCUUUUGGGGCCAAAUAUGAUGCAAAAGUAUACUAGUAUGGUCAAAUUUAGAUGGUUUAAAUGUAGAUGUUGCGUUCAAGGACCAGCAAACAAAGUGGGACAAGUCACCCUUCACAUUAAACGUCAAACAGAAACUCUGGGAUUUUUAGCUGUAUAUAUAUUUUUGGAAUCAAACAGUGUCCCAUAUUUCCAAAGUGUAGUUAUUUUGAGGUUUUUGUACACAGUAUUGAAUCGUUCAGCGUCUUAAGCUGUGCACCUACUGUCCAUUUGAAUGGAAUAAUAGUUUACCACAAAUAUUUACAUCCCAGCUUGGAGAUAAAAACAUCUAUCUGCGAUUAAUUGCAAUAAAAUACGAGUUAACAGUGGAUAAAUGUGAUUAAUUGAUGAAAUAUGUGCAAAAUAUAAACAGGCCCAGACAUCGAUUCUUCCUCCCACAAAGAUAAAAGGCAUUAAGAUGCGAAUCCUAACGUGGCCACUAGAUGGCAGUGUUUCUCUUCAUGUUCUUCACCUUUGCUUGAUGGCAUUCAGAGCGCUCUUGUGUAGGUGAACCACUACACCACCAUGGCUGAGUUUAUUUCUUUACCUUCUAUUCUGUGGUAUAUUUCCAAGCCAAGGUCCGCUGCUGUGUUUGUGUGUACAAGUGUGUACAAGUUCUCUAAGCGCAUUUUGUGCUCACAAGAUGUGUGAAUUGAAGUGAGGAAAGGACAGAAGAUGCGUCAGAGCCUGCAGGAGGGGGGUAACGUUUUUUGCCUCCAAAGUCCAUUUAAAGCCGACCGUCUCCAUGUGACCUGGUCCAAAACCUGAGUGUGCUGGUCAGGAGGCGCUUGGUUUUUAUUUGCACGUAUAAUGUUGCACCUUAAUGGGACUUUAGCAUCUUGACGGUGAUGCACUGGACUACUAUUGUUACUACUGUCACUUCCCUCGUGCUGUAGUUAACCCCGUCCCCAAAUGAAAAGACACUUUAAUCAAUACUAUCUUGAUUUAAAAUUAUUAUUUUUUUAAUAAUUCCACUAUCUGUUGUCUUUAAAAGACAGAAAAUGCACUUUUGUAUGUUACGCUACGAAUUGUAAAGUGGAACCUUCAAAAUCCCGAAUGUUGUGAACGUUGUACAAUUUGAGUUCACCCCAAGUUGGGGAUUCACAACAUCAUCAACAGCCAAUCAAAUUGGAGCGUCACCUUUUCAUUUCAGUCUUUUAUGAUCAUGAUGAUAACCAUAGAACCAGAAAUGGCACUCAGUUCCAUAUGAGCAUUGUAUUGUAUUACAGUACAGUAAUACAGCAAGUUGCAAGUUAUGUCUGUCAUGUUUAAAUGUCUUUUACAAUCACAUGGUCUUCCAUACUCCAUACAGUUUUUUUUUUUUUUUUAAUUAAAGUCAACGUGAGAAAUAAAUCAGUGGUGGUGUUGGU
Messenger RNA from Doryrhamphus excisus (bluestripe pipefish), 3222 nucleotides. RefSeq lists its product as uncharacterized. The record is from RefSeq and is a predicted model, not a curated record. Gene Ontology annotation, biological process: cytokine-mediated signaling pathway. Gene Ontology annotation, molecular function: protein binding; cytokine receptor activity. Gene Ontology annotation, cellular component: plasma membrane. NCBI's taxonomy places the organism in Eukaryota, Metazoa, Chordata, Actinopteri, Syngnathiformes, Syngnathidae.